AUGAUUCGCAUUUUGGCAAAACAGCCAAUUCUAACUCAAACAGAGUCUAGAGCUCUCGGCCGCUCCUCUGCAAUCGCUUUAACAGCAUCAUCAUCAUCAUCAUCAUCAUCUACAAUCUCUUAUUCCCGCUCAUACUCUUCAACUACACAAUCACAGCUGUCUCAAUUAAACCCUUCAAAUCACCCAGUCUCUCUUCUUUUCCAAAGUACCAUCGGUGCCACUGCUCUUCGCACAAAUAGAAUUGAUCUUCUGCGACCGCUACUCGCCUCCAAUGCCCGCUUUAACUCUUCAAAGCCCUCCCCUAGUAAACCUACUGCUGAAGCAAAGCCCACAGAAACCGCCGUGGCUUCUCCUGCCCAAACAACUCCUGAUACCACUACCCCUCCUGCUCCUGAAAAGAAACUCACCAUUUGGGAAAAAGUUAAGCAUGAGGCCCAGCACUACUGGGAUGGAACCAAGCUGCUUGGAUACGAAAUCAAGGUCUCUACAAAACUAGUCGCUAAAAUGGCUGCAGGCUACGAACUUACCCGCCGUGAAGACCGCCAACUCCAACGUACCCUCCAAGACAUUACCCGUCUCGUUCCCUUUGCCAUGUUUGUCAUUAUCCCCUUUGCCGAACUCCUCCUUCCUGUUGCUCUUAAGCUCUUCCCCAAUCUCCUUCCCUCCACCUACGAGUCCAUUAAGGAUAAAGAGGCCAAGACAAAGAAGCUCCGAAAGACCAGAGACAAUGUCUCCACCUUCUUAAGGAAAACCCUCUCGGAGAGUGGCAUGCGUCUUCCUGAUACCGUCACCCCAGAAGAACGUGAAAAGUUUGCCCUCUUCUUCCAUAAAAUUCACUCAAGUGUUGAAACCCCCUCAAACGAGCUCGUCGUUUCUGUCGCCCGCUUGUUUAAAGAUGACCUGGUCCUCGACAACUUGUCUCGACCUCAGCUCAUUGCUAUGACCCGCUACAUGAACAUGCAAGCCGUCGGAACAAAUGUCAUUAUCCGCUACCAAAUCCGUUACCGCAUGCGUCAGAUUAUGCGUGAUGACCGUGCCAUUGACUACGAAGGUGUCGAGUCUCUCACUGUCCCUGAACUCCAGAGCGCUGCUGCCUCCCGUGGUAUUAAGACUUAUGGUGUUUCCCCUGCACGUCUUCGUGAUGAUCUCCGCACUUGGCUUGACCUCAGACUGAGACAACGUGUCCCUCCUACCUUGCUCGUCCUGAGUAGUGCCUUUAACUAUGGUGAAGCUGAUACUGUCGAGACUUACUAUGAUGCUCUUCGAGCUGUUCUUUCUGCUCUCCCUGAGGAAGUGUUCCAUGAGGCUGAGCUUGAUAUUAGUUCCGAUGCCGCUACUCACAAGCAGCGUCUUGAGGUUAUUAAGGAGCAACAAGAGCUUAUUAAAGAUGAAAAUCAGCAGCAACAGGAUAGUGGUAGCAUUGUUGGUGUCAAGGAUAACCUUUCUCUUGAUGAAGAGCAAAAUGCUGCUGCUGCAUCUGCUGCCGCUGCCGCUGCUGCUGCUGCCGAGCCUACUACCGAGGCUCCUAAGGCUGAGACUGAAGCCCCUAAGGCUGAGACUGAAGCUCCCAAGGCUGAAGCCCCAAAAGCUACUAUUGAGGAAAAGUCCAAAUAA
Messenger RNA from Magnusiomyces paraingens, 1614 nucleotides. RefSeq lists its product as uncharacterized. Gene Ontology annotation, cellular component: mitochondrial inner membrane. Gene Ontology annotation, molecular function: ribosome binding. Lineage: Eukaryota; Fungi; Ascomycota; Dipodascomycetes; Dipodascales; Dipodascaceae. The record is from RefSeq and is a predicted model, not a curated record. Bases 1 to 1614 code for a protein of 537 amino acids. The transcript has a single exon. Gene Ontology annotation, biological process: intracellular monoatomic cation homeostasis.